Pseudozyma flocculosa PF-1 is the source of this 1692-nucleotide messenger RNA. RefSeq lists its product as uncharacterized. The record is from RefSeq and is a predicted model, not a curated record. Gene Ontology annotation, biological process: transcription elongation by RNA polymerase II. Gene Ontology annotation, cellular component: nucleus; elongin complex. The transcript has 5 exons. NCBI's taxonomy places the organism in Eukaryota, Fungi, Basidiomycota, Ustilaginomycetes, Ustilaginales, Ustilaginaceae. Gene Ontology annotation, molecular function: protein binding. The coding region runs from base 1 to 1692 and encodes 563 amino acids.
AUGAAGGACUGGCAGCGCUCUCCGGAGCCGCCCAGCAUGAUGGGCACCGCCGUCCUCGAACGGCGCCACUCGGGCGACUCGCCCGACCGCACCGUCGUCGACGCCGCCGCCAUCCUGCCCAAACUCACCGCCCGGCCCCUCGGCGGCGGCAGAGACGCAAAGCUGUCCCUCACCAACAUGUGCAGGAAGGUCGUCCUGCGCAACCUACAUGCCGUACAAAACCUCGGCGACAUGCCGUUCCGGAUAGCAAAGGACAUCCUCGAACAGUGCCGCGUCGACCAGCUCAUCACGAUAGAGGAGGCCUCGCCGCACCUGCUGACGGAUACCGACCAGAUCUGGAAGCGCAACUGCCUCCGCGACUUUGUCGAGGUCCGCAAGAAGUACGAGAGCGACGCAAAGGAGCCCAAGAGCUGGCGUAGAGUCUACUUCAGGAAGAAGGGCGAGCUCGAGGAGCAAAAGGCAGAGGCCAAGCAGCGCAUCAAGGACCGCUACGCCUCGCACCGCGCCGAAAAGGAUGCAAAGAAGCUCGUCGUCUCGGACCGACCGUUGAUGAAGACCAGAGGGACUCGGCGGCCCGGCGGCGGCUUCGCCACGACCACGACGCCCGGCACCAAGGGCCACAGCCUCAUCAUGAAGGCUCGCUCCGGCUCCUUGGCGGCGGCUCGGCUGACCGGCGGCGGCAAGAAUGCCUUUCGACCAACCACCGUCGGACGGGCGCGGGCAGCGGGCAGCCAACUCCAGUCCAGCAGCCCCGUGGCCCAGCGUCCGAUGGUUGCGCCGAAGCGGGUCAGCGGACAGAGCCAGCGGCUCAAGGAGGCCAUCGAGUGGAACCAGAAGGCGGUCGCCAGCGACUCGGAAGACGCCAACGACGAGGACCGGCUGGGCGACACGCGGGCGACGAAGCGGGCCCGCAUCGAGCCGCCGAGGCAAGCUGCCGCAACAGCGCCUGAUGCGAGCGUACUCGGCCGGCCGUCGGCCCGGAGCACGGCUGCUGCGAGCGCCGCAAUCUCGUCAAGCCCAGCGAGCAGCAGCAGCGGCAGCAGCAGCAGCACCACCACCACAACCACCACCACGAUCGGCAAGCGGCGGACCAUUGACUUUUUCGGAAGCAGCAGCCGGUCAUCUACGAGCUCGCCAGUCAAGACGUCAUCGUCGUCGGUGACGGCAGCGGUGGGCACGACGACCAAGGCCAGCAGCAUCGACAGCCCGUCGCGAGGCACAAAGCGACCCAGCCCGGCGGUCACGGUGACGACUUCCAAGAAGGCGCGCCUCGCACAGCCGUCUGCCCCAACAUCUUCUGCUGGAGGGGCGAGCGGCGACUCAAGCUCGGACGAUGCCUCGGUGCGAAGAUUGGCGACGAGGCCGAGCCUUGGUCCUCGUACUGACUCUUCAAUUGCCGGCGCGAAGAGGUCGGCCACCCACGACAGCAGCAGCAGCAACAGCAGUAGCCCUCUGCACAGCCCCCCGAUUGGCGCGACGACGGCAAAGAGGCAGCGGCUGCAAGGCGGCCGACCACCGGCGAUACCGCCGCCAGCCCCCGUUGUGCGACGCACCCUCCCUUCGACAUCGACAUCUACAUCGAGACUGCCAUCAUCUUCGUCGUCGUCGGCGCUGCCGAUGGUUUCGGCGGCGGCCAUGUCGAGCAUCUUUAUGCCGCGCAACCGCUUCACUUCGCAGCGGCCGCGGUCGUGA